Messenger RNA from Archocentrus centrarchus (flier cichlid), 2037 nucleotides. RefSeq lists its product as uncharacterized. Gene Ontology annotation, cellular component: external side of plasma membrane. Gene Ontology annotation, molecular function: signaling receptor binding. Gene Ontology annotation, biological process: T cell receptor signaling pathway; regulation of cytokine production. The record is from RefSeq and is a predicted model, not a curated record. The coding region runs from base 216 to 830 and encodes 204 amino acids. NCBI's taxonomy places the organism in Eukaryota, Metazoa, Chordata, Actinopteri, Cichliformes, Cichlidae. The transcript is spliced from 3 exons.
UAGUGAGGCAAAACCGUAAGGAGUCCGGGUUAGGCUGUCAGGUCAGACUGUUCUGGUGGAUCUGAUAACAUACAGACCAAGUUCAGCACGAAACUAAAGAAAAUAGACGUUACAUUUCUGAUCGUGCCCGCGCAGUGAGGAGGACCGCCCACUGAUCUUUCAAAAUAAACAACUACCAGCUGCGCGCAUCAACCUUCAUUUUUGUUCCUGCACAAAUGUCGUCGGUUGUAGUUUUCCUGUCGCUUCCGAUCUUUGUGGCUUCUGCACUGCAAGAGGUCAAAGUGAGGCCUGGACAAGAUGCCACUCUUCAGUGUCAGGAUCCCAGGGGUGUAAAUAUGACUCUGUUAGAGUGGAGCAGACCUGAGCUCCUGUCAGACGGUUACGUGUUCUUCUUCCAAAACCAGCGCUCAUAUGAGAACUACCAGCACGACUUCUUCAGAGGCCGAGUGGAGCUGAGAGAUCCGUCCAUGAAGGACGGAGACGUUUCUGUGAUUGUGAGGAACGUCAGCAUCAGCGAUACAGGAACAUACGAGUGUCUGAUUACAACCACCAGCACCAGAGGUGGUCAGAGAGUCCUCAAAGAGUUCAAGCACUCCAUCAACCUCACAGUCACAGAUUCAGGGUUCACAGAUGAAAACACCGAGGAGAGAGGAGAGGAGGCUAGAGGAGAGAAGGAUGGAGGAGUCAAGGAUAAGUCUGUUUUAGUUGCAGUUACCGUGUCAGUUCUUGCUGUACUGCUUCUUGCUGUCAUUGUUACUGUUGCUAUAAAGAUCUGCAGGAGAAAUGCAUCAAAACCCAAAUCAGACCAACGUGAUGAGAAACAGGUUUAAGUGUUGAUCGCUGGAUGAGGGCUCUGCUGUUCUGCAAAGAUGGAAACAUUUGGUCUAAUUGCAGAUCCAGCUUAAAUGCUCUGUUAGUAAGCAGCACCCACCCACCUCGCAGAAUCAAGGCUUAGGGUCUCCCACCUUUAUCUUUUAAGCUGUAAUUUUACUGUUUGCUGCAGAGCUCGAGUUUCCUGUGAGAGCAGGCGGAGAGCAGCUGCUCAGCACAGUCGAGCUCCUAGAGAGUAACGAGUUGGAGGAGACAGAAGUGGAGCUAAAGUGGCCCAAAAAGUCUAAAUGAUGGUCAUGUUCAGUCCACCAUUCAAAACAAAUCCUGAAUUUGAAUCUGUGGAGACUUCAGGAACGACGGCGGUAGAAGUUUAACUUCCAGGGCGAAAAAAUGUUAUUUCUGGCCAAAAUUGGUCAACUUUUAAAACAUAUCAGAAUUGUCUGCUGAUUCUAUCAGUUUCUGAGUCCUGGUGACCAUUAAAAUUAAAGACAGUGUCGAUAACGCUUCGGAAAUAUAAAAAUCUCAUUCUCACCAUUCUAGAAGGAAUCUGCUGUCCUCCUGAGAUCAGAAUAAUUUGUCUGUGGUCACAAAGUCAGACUGGGAGGGAGAAAUCUGCAGCUCGUUUGAUUCAUGCCCUUUGCUUUCAAAAUAAAACCAGCUGAUUGGUUCACAAAUCAGAAGCCACGAGUGCAGCUCAUGAAUGCCAUCAAAUACGAUCUUUGACUGAAGCUUGCAGAUCAGCAUGUCCUUACUCGUACAGCAGAAACAUUGUGUUUUCUUCAUAUUUUCAAAAGGUCACAUUUCUUCCAAACACUUAGUGUUGCUUCAGCAGAAUGAGAACGAGGUUUCUGCACGACCAAAUGUAACGUCAUGUAUAUAUUUCAAAUACUAUGCAUCAGAAAUAAACUUACACCAUUGAGUUUUCUUGUUUACUAUGUUUACUGUGUUACUAUGAUAAGCAUUUUGCAUAAUUAUUCUUAUGCAUAUGUUGCUCAUUGUGUUGAUGAACAGAGAUGGUGAAGAGGAAACUUUGUAUGACAUCUUCAGGAACCUUUUGUGUGUUUCUUUAGAAGUGUAGCACAGAGUCUGCCUGCAGGCCUUCCUGUUUUUACCAUGUGAACACAAACAGUGCUGACAGUUGUUCGGCACAUGCUGAUAUUAUUUGCUCCAUUUUGUUGAAAUAAAAUAAAGUCUUUUUUUCAGAGA